Molecule: messenger RNA, 1038 nt
Organism: Austrofundulus limnaeus
Lineage: Eukaryota; Metazoa; Chordata; Actinopteri; Cyprinodontiformes; Rivulidae
Gene: rrp15
Product: ribosomal RNA processing 15 homolog
Biological process (GO): maturation of LSU-rRNA; maturation of 5.8S rRNA
Cellular component (GO): preribosome, large subunit precursor
Molecular function (GO): sulfotransferase activity
Source: RefSeq, a predicted model, not a curated record
CUCCUCCCUCCCGCCUCUGAACGGAUCGUCAGCCGGCGGAACUGUGAGAAGCGGAACGGAUAUUCGAUYAGCUUGUUAAACUACGGACAUAUUUGUCAGAAGCACGCGAUGACUCAGAGCGGUACACACAUGGAGCAACACACUGGAGGUGAGGCGGGUGAGAGCAGCCAUGAAGAAGACUACGAUGAAGGKGGAAGUCUGGACGACAUGUCAGACGGAGGAGGAGACGAUGACUGCGGUGAUGAGGAGAAGUGGUCGGCUGAGGAUGUGGAGGAAGAGAAGCCAGGCGGCAUGGCUGGAUGGGCCGAGGCCAUGGCCAAGAUCCUGGGGAAGGAAAAAUCGAAGAGCUGCGACAAGAUCCUGGUUCAGAACAAAGAACUGAACAAGAGGAAGGAAGCGGAGAGGAAACUGAAGCUGGACAAGAAGACACAGGUGGACAAGAAGCAGAUGAGGGAGAUGAUGUUUCGAGAGAAACCUGACAUUGUGAAGGACCGCGAGACGGAGAGAGCUCUGCAGAGGAUCGCCACCAGAGGUGUGGUUCAGCUCUUCAACUCUGUCCGGAAACACCAGAAAACAACCAACAACAUGGUGAAAGAGGCCGGAGGCUCCGAGAGGAAGAAGUCCAAGAUUCUUUCAUCGGUGUCAAAACGAGACUUCAUUUCUGUCCUGAGGAAAGCAGAGGAGGGAGGCCGAGGCUCCGACCAGACUAACAAGGAUCCUGCUCCUGGUCCAGAGAAACCUGCCUGGAGUGUCCUCAGAGAGGACUUCAUGAUGGAAGCUUCAAUGAAAGACUGGGACCAGAUCAGUGACAACGAGGGUCCCAACUCCAGAGACAACUGAGCCCGACCCCCUGAUACCUGAGGGUCCAAACUCCAGAGACAACUGGGCCUGACCCCCUGAUACCUGAGGGUCCCAACACCAGAGACAACUGGGCCUGACCCCUGAUACCUGAGGGUCCCAACACCAGAGACAACUGAGCCCGACCCCCUGAUACCUGAGGGUCCAAACUCCAGAGACAACUGGGCCUGACCCCCUGAU